UUGGGCACUUCAGCAGCCACACCCUCAAUCUUCCCUGGGCUGGAUUGCCAAAGCCCUGCCAUGGCCAAUGGGUAGCCGUUCAAGCUGCACGUGUGCUUGCAGCGAGGGGGCUGCCAACAAUGCUGUCGAAAGCUACUGCUCAGAGAAGAACGUGGCCAUCGCCCACUCAGGCACCUCGCGGCCUUUGCCCGAAGCGCUGCAGGAGUCUUCCCUGCAGUCGCGGCCGCCAGGUAUGCGACCGUGUGAGCAACCGCCCCCCCAAAAAGAGCGAUGAGCACAUUUCGUACAGAGCGGUCGUGGAUUUCAGACUUCACUUCAGGACUUUGGCUAAAACCCACCUACGCUCACAAGCAAUAACCUGGUUGAUCAUGUCCUUUGGGUUACGGGACGGCAGACACACACGUCUGUUUUGCCUUGCUCCAACAGAGCACUUGGGCACUGGGAGGUCUUUGCACGCUUCCGGGCAAUGGUUUUCCGAUGGCAAGGCCCAAGAGAUUGCAAGAACCCAGGAGGAAGCAUUGCAGUUUGGACCUUGGUGCCACGGGUCAUUUUGUGCCUUGGUGCCUUCAUUCCACCACAAACUAGUGAAUCUGGUUCGCAGUGCGCAGAUCGGAUGUGUGUUCGAAAACCUCAGCUCAGGAUGCUCAGAUGGUGAUCCUUGAAGGAGGCUCCCGAUUUUUUGGACAUUGGAUGGAUGGAAUGAAGACCGGAUUCGGCAUCCUUGAGCGUCCUGAUGGUAGCCGCUAUGAGGGCGACUUCCAGAAUGACAAAGCGAGUGGGCAGGGAACGUUGGCGUGUGCCUCUGGUGAUGUCUACGAAGGCCAAUGGGCCGAUGGCCAGGCGCACGGCUUUGGGCGCUUCACGCAAGCCAAUGGCAGCUACUACGAGGGCCAGUGGGCUUUUGACCAGCAAGAAGGAUUUGGCAUUGAAACCUGGCCAGAUGGUUCCCGAUUCGAAGGCUGCUACAAGGGCAACCUGAAGGAAGGCCCAGGAACCUUCACUUGGGCGAAGGGAGCUUCAUACACCGGCGAGUUCAGCAACAAUGUCCUUCAUGGCUCUGGCGAAUACAGGUGGCCUGAUGGCAGACACUACUCUGGUCAAUGGCUGAACAAUGCAUUGAAUGGCAUGGGUGAAAUGACCUGGCCAGACGGCCGGUGCUAUCGAGGCCACUACCGGCAGGAUCAAAAGCAUGGAGAAGGAUGCUUUCGCUGGGCCAAUGGAAGCCAGUACAGCGGCCAAUGGUUGCAAGGAAAGCAGCAUGGCUUUGGAAGGUUCAAGGGGCGUGAUGGCAAGGUUCGAAGGGGUCAAUGGGAAGAUGGUGUGCUAAUCGGCUGGUUAGAAGCUCCACGUGAUGAAGAGCCAACGGACCGUUUCAUCCCUAAGGGCGGAAAGCUUGCGUCAUCCACACUGGAAACUUCUGAAGGCACGGUGUCAAAUGCAGCCACUCACAAUCUGUGAGUUGGUCGGCCUGAAGUCUAAGUCUAGUCUUGUAUGUCAUGGUUUGUAUUUCUUGAACAUUCGACUGCGAAGCAGAGGCUGACCCUAUCGUAGUACUUCAAUGCUCCUAGGUUUGGACAUCCGAUGUACUUUCACAGCGGCCACCGGUGCCAAAGUGCACCAAUUCAGGGCGCUCAGAAGCACUGUGAAUCGUAUGCUGACCUGGGGC
Molecule: messenger RNA, 1666 nt
Organism: Durusdinium trenchii
Lineage: Eukaryota; Dinophyceae; Suessiales; Symbiodiniaceae
Source: the annotation of a GenBank genome assembly